Talaromyces rugulosus is the source of this 1146-nucleotide messenger RNA. RefSeq lists its product as uncharacterized. Bases 1 to 1146 code for a protein of 381 amino acids. The record is from RefSeq and is a predicted model, not a curated record. NCBI's taxonomy places the organism in Eukaryota, Fungi, Ascomycota, Eurotiomycetes, Eurotiales, Trichocomaceae. The transcript has a single exon.
AUGGAUUUGUUGGUCCCCGCUCCUCCUCCUCCCACCGCGCUGGGCAAUCUGCGUGUGCUGUCGUCGACCGCUGCCAUCCACGUCUCGCCCCUGGCCCUGGGUGGCAUGUCCAUCGGCCAGGCAUGGGCUGAAGGAAUGGGCUCCAUGGACAAGGAAGCCUCCUUCAAGCUGCUCGACUACUACUUCGAAUCGGGCGGAAACUUCAUCGACACGUCCAACAACUACCAAAACGGCGAGUCCGAGGAAUGGAUUGGCGAGUGGAUGGCCAGCCGCAAGAACCGUGAUCGCAUGGUGAUUGCAACCAAAUACACCACAGACUACCAAGGAUACGCUUGGGGCAAAGGCAAAGCAUCCAACCAUAUGGGAAACCACCGGCGCUCGCUGCACAUGAGCGUGCGCGACAGCCUGAAAAAACUACAGACCGACUACAUCGACAUCCUAUACGUGCACUGGUGGGACCACCUCACCUCGAUCGAAGAAGUCAUGGACUCGCUACACAUCUUCGUCCAACAAGGAAAAGUCCUAUACCUAGGCAUCUCCGACGCGCCGGCCUGGGUCACCUCAGCCGCCAACUAUUACGCGCGCGCCCAGGGCAAGACGCCCUUCUCCGUCUACCAGGGGAAAUGGAACGUGUUGCUGCGCGAUUUUGAGCGCGAGAUCCUCCCGAUGGCGCGUCAUUUUGGUAUGGCGCUGUGUCCCUGGGGCGUGCUGGGUAGUGGCAAAUUCCAGUCAAAGAAGGAUAUCGACGAGCGCAAGGCCAACGGCGAGUCGCUACGCACCUUGUUUAGCAAUGGCGAGCAGUCCGAUGUGGAAGUCAAGCUGUCCGAGGCCCUGGCCAAGGUGGCCGGCGAGCACAAUAUCGACUCGCUGCAGGCUGUUGCGCUGGCAUAUGUGCGUGCCAAAGCGCCGCGUGUGUUUCCGCUGGUCGGGGGACGCAAGAUUGAGCAUUUGAAGGGUAAUAUCCAGGCUCUGGAUAUCAACUUGACGCCGCAGCAGGUCGAGUAUCUUGAGAGUGUGCAGCAGUUUGAACCGGGCUUCCCGCAUAACCUCAUUGGGGCUGACCCUAGAGCCACAGGAGUAGUCGGCGGCAUCUUGGGCCGUGGAAUCAACCUGGUAAUGGACAAGCCUGAUUAUCAGUACGCUUAG